This is a messenger RNA of Humulus lupulus (European hop), 1529 nucleotides long. RefSeq names its product eukaryotic translation initiation factor 4B3. Gene Ontology annotation, molecular function: translation initiation factor activity; mRNA binding. Bases 101 to 1261 code for a protein of 386 amino acids. NCBI's taxonomy places the organism in Eukaryota, Viridiplantae, Streptophyta, Magnoliopsida, Rosales, Cannabaceae. The record is from RefSeq and is a predicted model, not a curated record. The transcript is spliced from 2 exons.
UACGCAACCCCUUUCGCAAAGAAAGAAAGCUAUCGAGAGAGAGAAAGAGCAGUAGAGAACGAGAGUUUAGAGAAAGAGAAAACCUUUAGAGCGAGAAACUAUGGCGGCAACAGUUUCUCCCUGGUCCAAACCCGGCGCUUGGGCCCUAGACUCCGAAGAGCAAGAAGCCGAACUUCUGAAGGAGCAGGAGAAGAAGGCAGGCAUGGAGCCUCUUCAUGAUUUCCCUUCUCUUUCCGCCGCCGCCAUCACGAAGCCUAAGAAAAAGAAAGGUCAGACUCUUUCUCUAGCCGAGUUCACCACCUAUGGAGGUCCUAAACCAGUUGCCCAACCCACCGCCCCUGCGGGUUUGACCCAUGAAGAUCGCAUGGCUCUCCCUAAGGGCCCUCGAGAGCGUACCGCCGAAGAGCUUGAACGGGCCCGUCAUAGCGGCUUUAGGUCGUUUGAUCGAGGUGAUAGGAACGGCGACGAGUCGUCGAAUUCGAGGUGGAAGAGUUCUGAUAGGAACAGUAAUGGGUUUGGUAAGGAUGCGCCUAGGGACUCGGGGCCUUCUCGGGCUGACGAGGCCGACAAUUGGGCAUCGACGAAGAAAUCGUUUGGGGGUGGUAAUGAUUUCGAGAGAGGCGAGCGAAGAGAAAGAAGAGGGUUCUUUCCUGAUUCUCAAUCGAAGGCCGAUGAAUCGGAUAGCUGGGUCACGAAUAAGAGCUUUGUGCCGUCCGAGGGACGAAGAUUUGGGUCGAAUGGUGGUGGGUUUGAGAGGGAGAGAAAAGUGGGUUUCACCUCCAAUGGUGGUGGAGCAGAUGGGGACUUCUGGGGUAAGAGAAGGGAGGAGAGUAAUGGUGGAACUGGGAAUGAGGGUGGGAGUGUGGGUGGAGGGAGGCCAAGGUUGAAUUUGCAGCCGCGAACGCUACCUGUUGUUAGCGAUGGAGGCUCGCCCGGUUCAGGUUCGGGGACUGUGGCGGCUACUGUGACCAAGCCAAAGGGCUCAAACCCUUUUGGAGAGGCCAGGCCGAGGGAGGAGGUUUUGGCUGAAAAAGGACAGGACUGGAAGAAGAUCGAAGAGCAGCUUGAUUCGUUGAAGAUUAAGGAGGUGAAUGAGAAGCCAGAGGGUGGAUCUUCAUUUGGGAAAAGGAGUUUUGGAAUCGGGAAUGGGCGAUCUGUUGACCGCAUUGAAAAGAGUUGGAGGAAGCCUGACACGGAGGAUACUAAUUCCCAAAGUGCUGAAAAAAGCGAGGAGGAUGGGCCAUCAGCUGAAGAGAAUUGAGAGCAUUCACCAGAAAACAGAGGAAAAAGUUGAUUCAAGUUAUUAGAUCUGUGGAUUCCGUGAGACUACUAUUUAUUUGUUUGUUCCCUAUAUAUUUUGGCUGUCACAUAUAACAUUGAACUGGCAUUUGACAAUUUUGGUAGGCUGCUUAAUUAGUUAUAGGAGUUUUGUCUCGAUGGCUUGCUUUGUAGUUUGUGUUGGAACUGAAAAAUUUGUGGAAUUGAGAAAUAUUCGUCACCUUAAUAAUUUAUAUUGUUUUGUCGUCAAA